AUGCUUCAAGAAACUUUUAUUACUCCUCGCACGGCACGGCCAAUGGGUCAGAAUCCACUGCCUUUGACAAUACGACCAUCAUCAUCAGGAAUCAGGAGUAUUGCUGGCCGUGCAAAGACAGAAUCCACUGCUCCAAGAGAGUGUUAUCUGUUUUCAAAGAAUGUUAUUCCUCGCACGGCACGGCCAAUGGACGAACAAAAGCUGGCGUGGGACCGUUAUUUGAGCGCUUUGGCAAAUUUAUUCGAAGAUUCCGACACAGAAAUCAAAAAUUUGGCCAAAAGGAAAAAGACGAAGCAAUGGGCAGUUGGAAGAGUUUUGGCUGAGGCGGCAGAGGCUACUUUUGAAACCAAGAUGCGUUGUAUUCAGCAUAAAGAUCUCAAAGUGAAGAACUGUGAAGAGGAUGAAGAUUGCAAUGAAGCAAAGUUACCUACCGCUAAACCCGAUAAUUUAUCCGAAUACAACCUUUCAAGUGGUAGUGACUUGUUCGACAUUUUUAAGAAGUAUCAAGCGAAUAUCCCAAAGUGUCACCAGCUUAUUGGGGGUAUAUUAGAUCUAACUCGAGAAAGUUUGUAUGGGUGUAAGGAAUUUUCAGAUUCGGAUAUCAAAGAGUUAGCUCAAGACUUUGCGAAUUCCAUCGCUUGGGAUCCAAAGCCGGUGCCCGAUUAUCUUCAGGAUUAUUUCAGUAACAACUGUGAAAAAAUUCAACAAGACAAGGGCAUGAAGAAACUUCAUUAUAAUAUUCAGUUUAUAAAAGAAAACAUGUACUCAUUUCGUGGCUCCAUGACUGAGGAAGAAUUAAAGAUGAUAUCAACAUUCCCCCUUUUUCGUUCCAUAUUUCAACCGAAUAUAAUUAAGGAUGCAUGGGGUGAAAUUCAAGCAUUUGGAACCAAGAAUGCUAGAAACGAGAAAUCGGACCCUUUCCAAAGAACGCGUUUGGGUCGAAAAGUUGAUAUGAAAGGAACGUUAGCAAGAACUCCCAACAAGUUUGAGGUUCUGUUUGGUGAUGUAUCAGGUGGCUUAGUGCCACUAGGAAUUUCCUCUUCAUCUUGUAAGAAGAGAUAUCUUGAUAAAAUAAAACUUGCCAUAAUUAUGCGAGACUUUCUAAACAGCGUAUUAAAGGAGUGUCAACAUGUGACUAAUGAUCAAAGGAAGAGUUUGGUGGUUAUGGGGUUAGAUUUAAAUUUUUAUGCAAUGGAUUGGUGUGGAGGCUUAUAUAGGUUUGGAUUACUUGAUCAUUGUAUAUCACCAUCCCAAGAAGACAGUUGUGAUCUCUUUGAAGAUGUUUACUGUAUUCUUAAGGAACUUGAGUCGGUGAAACAGCUUUAUCUCAAGAAUAUGCAAGGAAAGCGUCGACGAAUUUCGAUAGAAAAUAGUCCAGUCUUAAAUAUGAAUAGGACACCACCAAAAUGA
Messenger RNA from Ambispora leptoticha, 1410 nucleotides. NCBI's taxonomy places the organism in Eukaryota, Fungi, Glomeromycota, Glomeromycetes, Archaeosporales, Ambisporaceae. The record is from the annotation of a GenBank genome assembly.